Homarus americanus (American lobster) is the source of this 697-nucleotide messenger RNA. Its product is annotated as cuticle protein AM1199-like. Lineage: Eukaryota; Metazoa; Arthropoda; Malacostraca; Decapoda; Nephropidae. Bases 15 to 527 code for a protein of 170 amino acids. Gene Ontology annotation, molecular function: structural constituent of chitin-based larval cuticle. Gene Ontology annotation, cellular component: chitin-based extracellular matrix. The record is from RefSeq and is a predicted model, not a curated record. The transcript is spliced from 3 exons.
CUGAGAAAGCACUAAUGGCAACUGUCUGCCACCAACUGUUGACUAUAAAUACUGUUGGUCUUUCCCAUUGCAAGCAUCAGUCCCUUCCACUAUCGAGCAACAUGAAGUUCGUGAUUCUCGCCGUGUUGGCCGCCGUAGCCACCGCCGCCCCCCAGUACAGUGAUCCUCAGGGACGGCAGCUGGGAGACUCUCGAGACGUGGUGCCCAUCCUGGAGGAUAAUCGGUUCCAGGAGGAGGAUGGUAGAUACAGCGUCGACGUGAAGACUGGCAACGGCAUCAUCCUGUCCCAGUCUGGCUCUCCUAGUGCUACCAAUGGCGCUGUAGUCAAGGCUGGGGAAUACUCCUACACUGCUCCUGACGGCACUCUGGUGGAGGUGAAGUUCAUCGCCGACGAGAACGGCUUCCAGCCCCAGUCUAACCUGCUGCCAGUGGCUCCCGCCUUCCCCCACCCAAUCCCUCAGUUCGUGCUGGACCAGAUCGCCUUCGCUGCCACUGAAGAUCCUAGUCUGUACAACUACGAAAAAUAAAAUAAAGGCUGUUGAGUACAUUACAACCUCCAGUAUAUCUGGUGCUCUCUGACGUAUAAAAAUAAAAGGAUUGUACACGAAUCGUACAUCAGUGCUUGGAGGUGUCAAGUGCGUAUGCUUAAUUUAUUUGUAAGAUUAUAUAGAAUUAAUAUAUAAACAGAAAACACAAA